AUGUCACCACCAGAAAAUCCUAUAUUAUCAAGACUUCGCUCACAUGACAGCAAUAGAUCUCCUGAUAUUCCUGAAUUAAACUUUAAUGAUAAUAAUGAAGCUAAUUCCACUAAAAAAGUUCGACUUGAUAAUCAUGUUAUUGCUUCUGAGCCAAACGAGCUGACGUCUCCUUCUAAACGAUCUAAUAGAAGAAAAGUACCAAUAAUAUCAAAAGAAGUACAAGAUGGUGGUGAAGAUGGUGGUUCUACUGUUAAUACUACCAUAAGUGAGAUUAAUAAUGAUAAGUCAUCAUCCAAAAAAACAAAUAGUAGAAGAAAGAACAAAUCAGUAGUAGCGACCAAUCUAAAAAGUAAUACCGUUUCACCAUUUAGACGAAUUACCAGGGGAUAUUCCAAAUUAAUAAAUAAAGAUCAAAUUGAAAAUAAUACUCGUGCUGAGAAGGUUAUGGUUGCAAAGACCGAAUCACAUACAAAAGCUAUUGAUGAAAAGGCAUUAGAUAAUUCUAAUGAAGUUGAAGAUGUUAUGAAUAGCAACAGCAACAAACAACAUAUUCAAAUUGAUGUUCAAAAAAAAAAAAUUGAGAUCUCUGUUGAGGAGAAAGAGGGGUUACGUGUUGUUAUUUUCAAUAAUAACGGCAAUAAUAAUAGAGAACAACAUGAUGUUGAAAUGUUGAAUAACAAUAUAACUGAAGAUGUAAUUAAUGUUGAAAAUAAUAAUCAGAAGCAACAGGGCAGUGAAGAAUUGUUAAAUAAUGAGUUAUCUACAAAUCAGUCAUCGCCGUCAUCUUUUACCCACUUGUCCCGAUCCAAUAUAGUUAAAGAUGUGGCAAUAUUCGUUGAGAAUAGUCAAUAUGAGCACCGUGUUGAAAUUGAAAACAAUGAUGAUAAUAUAGCUAAAGAGAUAGCACCGGUUGAAAAUCGUCAAGAUGUUGACAUAGUUAACAAGUUGACUGCUGUUGAAAACAAUCAAGGUGAGUAUGUUGAAAUUAAAAAUAAUGAUGAUAAUACAACUAAAGAAGUAACGCCUGUUGAAAAUAAUCAAGAUCAACAAAGCGUUGGAAUUAAUGAUGAUGAUGAGGAUAUAAUUAACAAAUCAAUAAUAACUGUUAAAAAUAAUCAAUGUGAAAAAGAUGUUGAAAUGUCGACUAAUGAUGUUGAUAUAGUUAAUGAGUUGAUUAUAGCUGAAGAUAAUCAAAAUGUACAAGAUAUUGAAAUGUUAACCGAUGAUGAUGGUAUAGAUAAAGAAGUAAUUCCUGUUGAAAAUAACCAAGAUCAACAAGAUGUCGAAAUAUUAACCAAUGAUGUUGAUAUAGUUAAUGAGUUGACUACCGCAGAAAAUAAUCAAGACCUACAAAAUGUUGAAGUGUCGACUAAUGAUGUUGAUAUGGUUAAUGAGUUGGUUAUAGCUGAAGAUAAUCAAAAUGUACAAGAUGUUGAAACGUUAACCAAUGAUGAUGAUAUAGAUAAAGUAAUUCCUGUUGAAAAUAACCAAGAUCAACAAGAUGUCGAAAUAUUAACCAAUGAUAUUGACAUAGUUAAUGAGUUGACUACUGUAGAAAAUAAUCAAGAUCUACAAGUUGUUGAAAUUAAAAAUAAAUAUGUUGACAUAGUUAACAAAUUGAUCACUACCGAAGAUAAUAUAGGUGAGAAAGAUGUUGAAAUUAAAAAUCAAGAUGAUGAUAUAGCUAAAGAGGUAAUUCCUGUUGAAAAUAAUCUAAAUCUACAAGUUGUUGGAAUAUUAAACAAUGAUGUUGAUAUAGUUGACAAGUUGACUACUGUUGAAAAUAAUCAAGAUGCUGAGAUUAGAAAUAAUUAUGAUAAUACAACUAAAGCAGCAACUCUGGUUGAAAAUAAUCAAGUUAACAAGUCGAUAACUGUUGAAAAUAAUUCAUGUGAAAAAGAUAUUGAAAUAUUAAAAAAUAAUAUUGAUAUAGUUAACAAGCUCGAAAAUAGUCAAGGUGAAAAAGAUGUUGAAAUUAAAAAUCAAGAUGACGAUAUAAUUAAUGAGCGGACAAUCGUUGAAAAUAACCAAGGUGAACUAGCGGCUGAAAUUCAAAAUAAAAAUAAUGACAUAGCUAACGAUUGUACAACUGCUGAACCUAAUCAAUUAAAACAAGACGUUGAAAUUAACCAAGGACAAAAAGAUCUUGAAAUUAAAAAUAUUGACAUAUCUAAAAGUACAAAGGCAAGCUUUGACGAUGACAUGGAAAUUGAAUAUACUAAUGUUGAAGAAAACCAAAACAAAAAAUCUAAAAAAAGAAAACAUGCACUGGAUGUAAAUUCAAAUAAAAAGAUAAAAAAGUCGAUGCAAAAAAAGAGGAAAAAAUUGAAUGAUAAAAAAAAUAAUGGGUCGAUAUCUGUAAUUGCAUUGGAAUCACAGUCUAAUGAUUCGAUAAAAAUAAAUAAGGAAGUUAAUGAUUUUAAAACAAAUAGAACAAUUGGAAGGCUUCAAAGCAAAAAUGUUAUCUUCAAUUUUGGUCAGGGCAAAAAUGGACCAUCAUUAAAAUUCAGAAGAUAA
Messenger RNA from Entrophospora sp. SA101, 2517 nucleotides. The record is from the annotation of a GenBank genome assembly. NCBI's taxonomy places the organism in Eukaryota, Fungi, Glomeromycota, Glomeromycetes, Entrophosporales, Entrophosporaceae.